This is a messenger RNA of Lolium rigidum, 2121 nucleotides long. RefSeq names its product CTL-like protein DDB_G0274487. Gene Ontology annotation, molecular function: transmembrane transporter activity. Bases 1 to 1605 code for a protein of 534 amino acids. The transcript is spliced from 3 exons. The record is from RefSeq and is a predicted model, not a curated record. Lineage: Eukaryota; Viridiplantae; Streptophyta; Magnoliopsida; Poales; Poaceae. Gene Ontology annotation, cellular component: membrane. Gene Ontology annotation, biological process: transmembrane transport.
AUGGGCGCCGCCGCUGAUAACGCCGCGCCGCGGCAGGGGGAGGCUGAGCGGGGCAGAGGGAGGGCGCCGGCGCCGGCGCCGGAGGCGAGGGAGGUGAAGGUGGUGGUGGAGGAGCCCCCGCCGGCGGCGGCGGUGGCGAGGCUGCAGGCGCAGCGGGCGCUGCCGCCGCUGCAGGUCACCACGCAGGCGCCGCCGACGCCCAUGACGGUGGCCUCCGGCGGCGUGGACCAGCCGCCGCCCCUGGCCAAUUACCAACCGGUCAUGCAGACCCCACCACCGCCGCUGGCGUCGUUGAACUCGCGCGUGUACACGAACCAGAUCUCGCUGUGCCUGUUCCUGCUCCACCUGGCGGCGGCGGGGCUCGCCGUGGGCUUCUUCGUGUACAGGGCAGUCAAAGACAUCGUGCAGAACCCGCGGUCCCACAAUGCACGGCGCGAGCAGAGCCUGCUCCGGAAGUGGCUGCCCCCGGUGGAGGGCGCGGUGGCGCUCAGCAUCGUGCUGGCGUUCGCGUGGCAGAAAGCGGUGCGCGCCUGGCCGCGCGCCAUGGUGCGCGUCAUCCUCUGGUCAGGCUUCGGUGUGACGCUCGCGGUGGGCUCCCUGCUCAUGUGCUUCUCCAUGCCGGCCACCGUGGGUCUCGGCGUGGCCAUGGUGGUGUUCUCCAUCGGCACCGGGCUGUACGCGUGCUGGGUGACCAGGCGCGUGGGGUUCACGGCGCGGGUGUUCGAGAAGGCGGUGCAGCCGGUGGACAAGUUCCGGGGCCUGAACGGGCCGGCGUACCUGAUGGUGGCUGCCGGGUUCGUGUGGAUCUCGGUGUGGUGCGUGGCGGUGAUCGGCGCCGUGAACUUCCCGUUCCCGGGGCUGACGAUCCUGGCGCUGGUGGUGAGCCUGGCGUGGACGGCGGAGGUGAUGCGCAACGUGGCGAACCUGACGGCGAGCCGGGUGAUCGCGCUCUACUACCUCCGCGGCAUGCAGUCCAGCGUGCAGUUCAGCUUCCAGCGCGCGCUGUCGUACAACCUCGGCAGCGCGUGCCUGGGCUCCCUGUUCGUGCCCACCAUCGAGGCGCUCCGGAUCCUCGCCCGCGGCCUCAACCUCCUCGAGGGCGAGGACGAGUUCAUGUUCUCCUGCGCGCACUGCUGCCUCAACGUCAUGAACGCCGUCUUCGAGUACGGCAACAGCUGGGCGUUCGUCCACAUCGCGGCGUACGGGCGGGGGUUCGUGCAGGCGUCGCGGAGCACGUGGCUGCAGUUCGAGCGGCUGCCGGGGAUGCCGGCGCUGGCGGACGCUGACAUCACCAGCUCGGUGUGCUUCCUCACCGGGGUCACCAGCGGCGCGCUCUGCGUGGCGCUGGCGGGGUCCUGGACCUUCGUCACGCACAAGCACUACACGGCCACCGUGUCGCUCAUGGCCUUCUACGUCGGCUACCUCAUGACCCGGAUCGGCAUGGCGCUGCCGCAGGCGUGCGUGGGGUGCUACUACGUGUGCUACGCCGAGAACCCAGGGUCCAGGCUCUUCGACAAGACCAUACCGGACCGGCUGGGCAAGAUGCAGGAGGACGUGGUCGCGCCCACGCCAAGGUUCCCGCACCAGCACGUCGGCGCCGCCUGACGCCGGCCGGCAGCCGCUCUGGAUUCCGUUCGUGCUAGCAAAGUAUUACUACUACAUACAUCUUGAUGGGAUCAGGAAGCCAAGAACAUGCCAUCUCGUUCAGCUGCUGCAGGCCGAGUUCGGUUGACCCGGUGAUCCGGCAGACGAUCGAGACUUUCUGCAGCAGAGACAUUUGCCGUCGCGUGAACAGGACGCAGCUGGAGAUGGGCGAUCGGAGAAGGGAUCUCAUGACCAUGCGGCGUAGAGUAGGACUGAAGCACAAGAUCAUGUGGAGCCUUAUCAGCUUGACCACUCGGGCUUCUGCAUUCUGUGUCUCUAGUAGCAGAAAUAGUUUCCUUCUUUUCAAUUCUUUCUGUAGUAAAUAUGCUCUUCUAUUCUUUUGGCAUAUUCUUCUUUUUGUUAGUAGUUUUUUUUAAGGAAUUCUUCUUUUGGUUAGUUAGUGGUGGCUGAAGCCUGAGCAUUUCAUGCUAUCUCGGGUACAUAUGUAAACAAAGUUGAAUCUGUCAUUUUUGUAAA